This is a messenger RNA of Dama dama (fallow deer), 2986 nucleotides long. It is a transcript of the gene ERN2, whose product is annotated as endoplasmic reticulum to nucleus signaling 2. Gene Ontology annotation, molecular function: RNA endonuclease activity; protein serine/threonine kinase activity; ATP binding. The record is from RefSeq and is a predicted model, not a curated record. Gene Ontology annotation, biological process: protein phosphorylation; intrinsic apoptotic signaling pathway in response to endoplasmic reticulum stress; mRNA processing. Gene Ontology annotation, cellular component: IRE1-TRAF2-ASK1 complex. NCBI's taxonomy places the organism in Eukaryota, Metazoa, Chordata, Mammalia, Artiodactyla, Cervidae. The coding region runs from base 56 to 2986 and encodes 976 amino acids. The transcript is spliced from 22 exons.
UCCCCGGAGGCACCGAGGGACCGGGCCAGCCGUGCGGCCGCCGUCUACGCGGGCUAUGGCGAGCGCGGCCCGGGGGUCCGGCCCGUGGCCCCCGCUCCUGCUUCAGCUCGCGGCGCUCCUCGGGACGCUCAGGCCCCAGGUUCAGAGCUUCACUCCAGAGAACCUCCUGUUUGUGUCCACCCUGGAUGGAAGUCUCCAUGCACUGAGCAAGCAGACAGGAGACUUGAAGUGGACCCUGAAAGAUGAUCCCAUCAUCCAGGGGCCAAUGUACGUCACAGAGACAGUUUUUCUCUCAGACCCAGCCGAUGGCAGCCUGUACAUCCUAGGGACCCAGAAACAACAAGGAUUAAUGAGGCUGCCCUUCACCAUCCCUGAGCUGGUUCACGCCUCCCCGUGUCGCAGCUCUGAUGGCGUCUUCUACACGGGCCGGAAGCAGGAUGCCUGGUUUGUGGUGGACCCUGAGUCAGGGAAGACGCAGAUGACGCUGACCACAGAGCGACCCUCUACCCCCCGCCUCUACAUCGGCCGGACGCAGUACACGGUCACCAUGCACGACCCCAGGACCCCGGCCCUGCGCUGGAACACCACCUUCCGCCGCUACUCCGCACCCCCCGUGGAUGGCUCGCCUGGUAAAUACAUGAGCUACCUGGCAUCCUGUGGGAUGGGCCUGCUGCUGACCGUGGACCCAGGAAGCGGGGCGGUGCUAUGGACGCAGGACUUGGGCGUCCCCGUGGUGGGCAUCUACACAUGGCACCAAGAGAACCUGCGCCAGCUGCCCCACCUCACACUGGCUCGAGACACCCUGCACUUCCUCGCCCUCCGCUGGGGCCACAUCCGACUGCCAGCCUCAGGCCCCCAGGACACAGCCACUCACUUCUCCGCCUUAGACACCCAGCUGCUGAUGACGCUCUAUGUGGGAAAGGAUGAAGCUGGCUUCUAUGUCUCUAAGGCACUGGUUCACACUGGGGUGGCCCUAGUGCCUCGUGGACUGACCCUGGCCCCCACCGAUGGCCCCACCACAGAGGAGGUGACACUGCAAGUCUCAGGAGAGCGAGAGGGCUCACCGAGCACUGCUGUGAGAUACCCCUCAGGCAGCGUGGCCCUCCCGAGCCAGUGGCUUCUCAUUGGACACCACGAGCCACCCCCGCUUCUGCACACCACCAUGCUGAGAGUCCAUCCCGCCCCAGGGAGUGGGGCUUCUGGGGCCAGACCCUCAGAAAGCAUCCAGGCUCCAACUCUCUUCUUGGAGCUCCUGAGCCUGAGCCGGGAGGAAACUCCGAACCUGGAGCUACAUCCUGAAAAGAAAACCUCAGAGCUGUAUCCAGGCCUGGGACCCCAAGACCUGCUGGCAGCCAGUCUCACUGCUCUCCUCCUGGGAGGAUGGAUUCUCUUCCUAAUGAGCAGCAGCAGUUGGCAGAGAAGCAGCAGCACCAGGCCCCCCUGGCACCUGCAGGCCCUUCUCACAUCUCUCAGGAUACUCAGCCCCAGCCCUCCAACGCCACCCUUCAGAGCCAGAAGAGGCUUCAGAGUCCCCCAGAGCAAGGCCAGCCACUGGAAGACCCUGAAGGUGGAUACUAUCAUUAUGCUGAUUUUAUGGAAGAGGAAAUUGAAGGCAGAAAGGUUCAUGACACUCCCACCCCAGACUCACAAAGCCACCGAGCAGCUCACCGUGGUGGGAAAGAUCUCCUUCAACCCCAAGGAUGUCCUGGGCCGCGGGGCCAGUGGGACUUUUGUCUUCCGGGGACAGUUUGAGGGGCGGGCGGUGGCGGUCAAGCGGCUCCUCCGUGAGUGCUUCAGCCUGGUCCGGCGGGAGGUGCAGCUGCUGCAGGAGUCAGACAGGCACCCCAACGUGCUCCGCUACUUCUGCACCGAGCGGGGACCCCAGUUCCACUACAUCGCCCUGGAACUCUGCCGGGCCUCGCUGCGGGAGUACGUGGAACACCCGGAGCCGGACGGCUGGGGCCUGGAGCCCGGGACGGCGCUGCAGCAGCUGAUGGCGGGCCUGGCUCACCUGCAUUCCUUGCACAUAGGUACCGGUGCCUCCCGGCCUCCCUCCGAGCCCCUGCCUGCCUCCCUCAGCUCUCAGCUCUGCUCUGCUCUCACAGUGCACCGUGACCUGAAGCCGGGCAACGUCCUCAUUGCGGGGCCCGACAGCCAGGGCCUGGGCAGAGUGGUCCUCUCAGACUUCGGCCUCUGCAAGAAGCUGCCCGCUGGCCGCUGCAGCUUCAGCCUCCGCUCGGGCAUCCCGGGCACAGAAGGCUGGAUGGCGCCCGAGCUCCUGCAGGUCCCGCCUCCGGACAGCCCUACCAGCGCAGUGGACAUCUUCUCUGCAGGCUGUGUGUUCUACUAUGUACUUUCCGGUGGCAGCCACCCCUUCGGAGAGAGUCUUUAUCGUCAGGCAAACAUCCUUGCGGGGGCUCCCCGUCUGGCUCACCUGGAGGAAGAGGCCCACGACAAGGUCGUCGCCCGGAGCCUGGUGGAGGCCAUGCUCAGCCCCCUGCCGCAGGCUCGCCCCGCUGCUCGCCAGGUGCUGGCCCACCCCUUCUUCUGGAGCAGAGCCAAGCAGCUCCAGUUCUUCCAGGAUGUCAGCGACUGGCUGGAGAAGGAGCCUGAGCAGGGGCCCCUGGUGACAGCGCUCGAGGCGGGCGGCUCCGAGGUGGUCCGGAGUGACUGGCACAAGCACAUCUCGGUGCCACUGCAGACAGAUCUGAGAAGGUUCCGGUCGUACAAGGGGACAUCGGUGCGAGACCUGCUCCGUGCUGUGAGGAACAAGAAGCACCACUACAGGGAGCUCCCGGAGGAGGUCCGGCAGACGCUGGGCGCUGUCCCUGACAGCUUCGUCCAGUACUUCACCAACCGCUUCCCGCGGUUGCUGCUACACACGCACAGCGCCAUGAGGAGCUGCGCCUCCGAGAGCCUCUUCCUGCCUUACUAUCCGCCAGCCACAGGGGUCGGGGGGCCGAGCCCGGGGGCAGCGGGGAGCUGA